This is a messenger RNA of Brassica napus (rape), 806 nucleotides long. RefSeq names its product proline-rich receptor-like protein kinase PERK9. The coding region runs from base 177 to 719 and encodes 180 amino acids. The transcript has a single exon. NCBI's taxonomy places the organism in Eukaryota, Viridiplantae, Streptophyta, Magnoliopsida, Brassicales, Brassicaceae. The record is from RefSeq and is a predicted model, not a curated record.
UAGAUUGUUUUUUUUUUUGAGUAUACAUUGGGAAACGAAUAUCCAAACUAAAACAAUAUCUACAGUUCCUUUUACACACUUUACUAGUAUAUUGACAUGGUGAUUUAUAAAUGUUCGACCAACUAACUAAACAAUGAACACAUUCAACCGCAAACACCAGCUUCUAGAUCGUCAAAAUGGGACUCAUCAUCAUGGUCAUGGUGAUGGGCAUACUAGUGGCAUCAUCACCGUCCGAUCAAACGGAUGUCCUCACUCCUCUUUGCAUCAGUGAAUGCUCUACGUGUCCCACCAUUUGCUCUCCUCCUCCCUCCAAACCGUCUCCCUCCACGUCACCGCCUCCAUCUCCCUCAUUGCCAUCAUCCUCUCCGCUACCGCCACCACCUCCAUCUCCCUCAUUGCCGUCAUCAUCACCGCCACCGCCUCGCAAACACUCUCCACCAGCGGUUUCACCUCCACCGUUAAUCACAGUCAUCCAGCCGCCACCACCAAGAUUUUACUAUUUUCAGUCCACACCGCCACCUUCACCGCUUUCUUCCGAUGUAAAAGGCUCGCCACCAUCACCUCCGUCGCCAAAGGGACAGCCAAAGGGGCAGCAGGAUCCUAACCCAUAUCCUUAUUUCUAUUUCUACACGGCAUCAAAUGCCACUUCUCUCUUUUCUUCUUCUUUCUUGACUUCUCUUUUCUAUUUUCUCUAUCUUUUUUGCUUAACGAUUCGUUAGUGAUAUACUAUUGUUUUUUUUUCAUUUUUUGGUGUAAUAUAUGAUUGCUUUUUCAUCAAAUGGGAUAAUCGUUUAUCAUUUUACGUA